Molecule: messenger RNA, 558 nt
Organism: Arxiozyma heterogenica
Lineage: Eukaryota; Fungi; Ascomycota; Saccharomycetes; Saccharomycetales; Saccharomycetaceae
Gene: SKP1
Product: SCF ubiquitin ligase subunit SKP1
Exons: 1
Coding region: 1-558 (185 amino acids)
Biological process (GO): mitotic cell cycle; SCF-dependent proteasomal ubiquitin-dependent protein catabolic process
Cellular component (GO): nucleus; cytoplasm
Molecular function (GO): cullin family protein binding
Source: RefSeq, a predicted model, not a curated record
AUGAGUGGGAUUAAAAAUAACCAAACAGUUGUAUUAGUAAGUGGUGAAGGUGAAAGGUUUACAGUGGAUAGAAAGAUUGCAGAAAGAUCCAUAUUAUUAAAGAAUUAUUUGAAUGAUAUGCAUGAUUCGAAUUUUCAUAAUGAUAGUGAUGAGGAUGAGGAUGAUGAUGAUGAUGAUGAUGAUGAUGAUGAUGAAAUCGUCAUGCCUGUACCUAAUGUAAGAUCAUCUGUAUUACAAAAGAUAAUUGAAUGGGCAGAGCAUCACAAGGAGUCUAAUUUUCCAGACGAAGAUGAUGAUGAUUCACGUAAAUCAGCACCUGUGGAUUCCUGGGACAGAGAGUUUUUGAAAGUUGACCAGGAGAUGUUAUAUGAAAUCAUUCUUGCUGCCAACUAUUUGAAUAUCAAACCACUGUUGGAUGCUGGUUGCAAAGUUGUUGCUGAGAUGAUUAGAGGCAGAUCGCCUGAGGAGAUCAGACGUACUUUUAAUAUUGUUAAUGAUUUUACACCGGAAGAAGAAGCAGCUAUUAGACGUGAAAAUGAAUGGGCAGAAGAUCGUUAA